UGCACUUUCAAGCUCUGUGCAAACACAACUGGAUCCAAGUGUCUGAACCUGUAGACCUGGGAUCUGACUGGUGCAGCUAGGAGAGAGGGUGGUUGGCAUGCGCUCUGACCUAGUGCCAUCUCAUCUUAGACUUCAAGCGCAAGUCUCCCAUUCAGGCUCCUCUGGCGGAGAGUGGACAUGCGAGCAUAAAGGAGUAGACGUUAUAAAUGUGCCCUUCUGCCCCUACGCCUUUCUAACCUCUUAGUCCUCAUCUUAAUUGACAAACCGGUGACUAUUGGCUGAAGUUCCCCAGUGAUUUGCAUGAACCAGGAGGGAGUGUUCUCUGCUGCCCUCCCCUCUGGAGCAAGCUGACUGCAGUUUCCCUGGGAAUGCUCCGCCGAGGGAAUGCGCACAGCUCGCGGGCCCUGGCUGUGAGCUGGCGCUCGGAGACCUGCCACCCGCGCCUGGAUAUGGGGCUUCUACAUCGUCUCAGGAGCAGCACCAGCCACAGGAAUCUGCCGCAUGCAUUUCUGCUUUUCCUCUUCGUGGGACCCUUCAGCUGCCUCGCGAGUUACAGUCGGGCCACGGAGCUUCUGUACAGCCUAAAUGAGGGACUGCCAGCAGGGGUGCUCAUAGGCAGCUUAGCUGAGGACCUGAGGCUGAUGCCUAGGGCGGCUGGGAGACAGAGCCAGCAGCAGCAGCCAGAGGGGAACCCCCCUCUCUCUUUCAGCUUGGCCUCCGGGGGACUGAGCGGUCAGUACGUGACCCUAGACAACCGCUCUGGAGAGCUGCACACUUCGGAACAGGAGAUCGAUAGAGAGGCUCUGUGUCUUGACCAGGGUGGAGGAGCUGCCUGGGGAGGCAGUAUUUCCAUCGCCUCCUCUUCUUCUGACACUUGCCUUUUGCUUCUGGAUGUGCUCGUCCUGCCUCAGGAAUAUUUCAGGUUUGUGAAGGUGAAAAUUGCCAUCAGGGACAUCAAUGACAAUGCUCCACAGUUCCCAGUUUCCCAAAUCUCUGUUUGGGUCCCUGAAAAUUCUCCUGUAAACACCCGGUUGGCCAUAGAGCAUCCUGCCGUGGACCCAGACAUAGGCAUUAAUGGCGUGCAGACCUAUCGCUUACUGGACUAUCAUGGUAUGUUCACCUUGGAUGUGGAGGAGAAUGAGAAUGGGGAACGCACGCCCUACCUAAUUGUCAUGGGUGGGUUGGACAGAGAAACCCAGGACCAUUAUGUGAGCAUCAUCAUAGCUGAGGAUGGUGGGUCUCCACCACUGUUGGGCAGUGCCACCCUCACCAUUAGCAUAAGUGAUAUUAAUGACAAUUGCCCUCUCUUUGUAGACUCACAAAUCAAUGUCACUGUGUAUGGAAAUGCUACAGUAGGCACCCCAAUUGCAGCUGUCCAGGCCGUGGAUAAAGACUUGGGGACUAAUGCACAGAUUACUUACAGUUACAGCCAGAAAGUUCCACAAGAAUCCAAGGAUCUAUUCCAUCUGGAUGAAACAACUGGAGUUAUUAAACUUUUCAGUCAGAUCGGUGGAAGUGUUCUACAGAUGCACAAGCUCACCAUCCUUGCUAAUGGACCAGGCUGUAUUCCUGCUGUAAUCACUGCUCUGGUGUCCAUCAUUAAAGUCAUUUUCAGACCUCCUGAAAUUGUCCCACGUUAUAUCGCAAAUGAGAUAGAUGAUAUUGUGUAUCUGAAGGAACUGGAACCUGUUAACACUCCAAUUGCAUUUUUUACCAUAAGAGACCCAGAAGGCAAAUACAAGAUUAACUGCUACCUGGAUGGUGAAGGGCCAUUUAGAUUAGCACCCUACAAGCCCUACAAUAAUGAAUAUUUGCUAGAGACCACAAAACCUAUGGACUAUGAGCUACAACAGUUCUAUGAAAUAGCUAUAGUUGCCUGGAAUUCAGAAGGGUUUCAUGUGAAAAGAAGCGUGAAAAUACAACUUUUAGAUGACAAUGAUAACGCUCCUGUCUUCCUUCAACCCUUGAUAGAACUGACCAUUGAAGAAAACAAUGCACCCAAUGCCUUUCUGACUAAGCUCUAUGCUACAGAUGCUGAUAGUGGAGAGAGAGGCCAAGUUUCCUAUUUCCUGGGACCUGAUGCUCCAUCAUAUUUUUCCUUAGACAGUGUCACAGGAAUACUAACAGUUUCUACUCAGCUGGACAGAGAAGAGAAAGAAAAAUACAGGUACACUGUCAGAGCUGUGGACUCUGGGAAGCCACCCAGAGAAUCAGUGGCCACUGUGGCUCUCACAGUGUUGGAUAAAAAUGACAACAGUCCUAGAUUCAUCAACAAGGACUUCAGCUUUUUUGUACCAGAAAACUUUCCAGGAUAUGGUGAAAUUGGAGUCAUUAGUGUAACAGAUGCUGAUGCUGGGCGGAAUGGAUGGGUGGCCCUUUCCGUGGUAAAUCAGAGUGACAUUUUUGUCAUAGAUACAGGCAAAGGCAUGCUGAGAGCUAAAGUCUCAUUAGACAGAGAGCAGCAAAGCUCUUAUACUCUGUGGGUGGAAGCUGUUGAUGGGGGUGAGCCUCCCCUUUCCUCCACCACAAAAAUUACAAUUCUUCUUCUAGACAUCAAUGACAACCCUCCUCUUGUUUUGUUUCCUCAGUCUAAUAUGUCUUACCUGCUGGUUCUGCCUUCUACUCUCCCUGGUUCCCCAGUUACGGAGGUCUAUGCUGUUGAUAAAGACACAGGCAUGAAUGCUGUCAUAGCUUACAGCAUCAUUGGGAGACGAGGUCCUAGGCCUGAGUCCUUCCGCAUUAACCCUAAAACUGGCAAUAUUACUCUGGAAGAGGCCUUGCUGCAAACAGACUAUGGACUACAUCGCUUAUUGGUGAAAGUGAGUGAUCAUGGUUAUCCUGAGCCUCUCCAUUCCACAGUCAUGGUGAACUUAUUUGUCAAUGACACUGUCAGUAAUGAGAGCUAUAUUGAGAGUCUUUUAAGAAAAGAACCAGAAAUUAAUAUAGAGGAGAAAGAGCCACAAAUCUCAAUAGAACCAACUCAGAGGAAGGUAGAAUCUGUGUCCUGUAUGCCCACAUUAGUAGCUCUGUCUGUAAUAAGCUUGGGUUCCAUCACACUAGUAACAGGGAUGGGCAUAUACAUCUGUCUCCGCAAAGGCAAGAAACAGCACAGGGAAGAUGAAAAUUUGGAAGUACAAAUUCCACUGAAAGGAAAAAUUCACUUGCAUAUGAGAGAGAGAAAACCAAUGGAUAUUUCCAAUAUUUGACAUAUCAUUAUAGAAUAACACAGAGAGAUGUUUAAGCUGACUUGAGUAGUCUUUGCCACCCAAAUAAGAUUGUGCUGAUUCAGUUCCACUGAAGGACAACUAAUUUAUAACUUGUAAUAUAUUGUAAAUAGCUGUUUACAGGUUUUUAAUUCAAAUUCAGAGGUUAUAAAUGUACAGCAUUUUUAAAUGAAAAUUAAUACUAACAGCUAUAGAAUUGUUAUUUA
Nannospalax galili (Upper Galilee mountains blind mole rat) is the source of this 3430-nucleotide messenger RNA. RefSeq names its product protocadherin 20 (gene Pcdh20). The transcript has 3 exons. Lineage: Eukaryota; Metazoa; Chordata; Mammalia; Rodentia; Spalacidae. The record is from RefSeq and is a predicted model, not a curated record. The coding region runs from base 369 to 3206 and encodes 945 amino acids. Gene Ontology annotation, molecular function: calcium ion binding. Gene Ontology annotation, cellular component: plasma membrane. Gene Ontology annotation, biological process: homophilic cell-cell adhesion.